AUGAAUAAGACUCCUCGCGAGACGGCUGAAGAAGGUGACAAGCACUACAUGGCACCAGAGAUCCUCAAUGACCCGCCUACUACCGCUGCAGAUAUUUACAGCUUAGGAGUGUCUUUGCUAGAGUUAGCGACCACAAUCGAUCUACGAGAGCAGAGCCCCAAAGUUCGUAACGGAGAAUUGUCUGACGAGUUAUUCGGAAGUAUGCAUCAAAAGCUGCGUGAAAUGAUCCUAUCAUUAAUUCGAACAGAUCCACAUGAUCGUCCCACCACUAAUGAAAUUCAUCCACCUUCACUGCGAUUUUCCAAACCACGCGUACCGCUGAGGGAUUUGCGUCGUGAUGAAAUAGCUGAUACGGUGGAAGGUGUAAGGACAUGCUUACGAUUUGAAGACUCCAGCGACGACGAUUCACCAAGCUGUCGUUCUGAAAAGUGA
Cooperia oncophora is the source of this 432-nucleotide messenger RNA. The record is from the annotation of a GenBank genome assembly. NCBI's taxonomy places the organism in Eukaryota, Metazoa, Nematoda, Chromadorea, Rhabditida, Trichostrongylidae.